GAAUACGGCAAUACCUACCGGGCAACACUGUUUGCCUGCUUCGUUGUGUCAAAAAGUGCAUUUUUAUUGCGUGUCGUUUGAGGAAGUGUUAGAUUUUAUAAUAAUUAUUGUGUAAAAUAUUUAGCUACAAUUCAAGAUGAAGCAAGUAAUUUUUAUAUGCCUGCUGUCUGUCUCAAUGUGUCUCAGCGACACCACAGCUCAGGCUGGAAGUCCUAGUAUUGCCCAACCACCUGAGAAACAUGACGUAGCUACGAAUACAGAUAAGCCAAUGCCUGUACCAGCCAACAGUCCGACACCAGACAAAGUGACCCCUGCUCCCGCAGCCAGUAACAACACAGUUCCUAAAAACAACACACCCACACCAACAAAAGACGUAACUCCUGCAUCAUCAACAGAAAAAUCAACAUUGCCGCCAAGCUCCGUGGUCCCACCAAACACUUCUACUGUGAAGCCCUCCACUAUUGUUACCCCUACAACGAAUGCCACUACAACAUUGACACCCGAUCACAAGUCUUCAUCUACUGUGACACCUAAGACUGUUGUGCCCACACCAGUUCAAGCAAGAGGGUUCGAUGGCGCCAGCUUCGUCGGAGGAAUCAUCCUAACCCUCGGUCUACUUGCAAUCGGCUUCAUGGGAUUCAAGUACUACAAGAACCAAACUGAAAGAAACUACCACACCCUUUAAAUUUUAAGUAAAAAUAUCUCUCUUAUAAUAUUAAGUGCACUGUUUUAUAUAUAAGUUUUGUUUUUUUUUUUUACAAUUUAGUGCACUAUACAGUCCAUUCAGAAUUAUUUUAAUUUAAAUAGGUAAAUGUUGGAAUAACGAAAAAUCGCGUUUUGCAAUAAGAUAGUCAGUUGAUUUUUUAAAAGUAUCUUGGUCAGUCAUUCAUUUAGUGACUUGAUUAUACUUAAAUCUGUGAUUGAAAUGACAAUUAAUUGGUGGAUUGCAUACUAGAUUGGUUAUGGCAUAUAAUGGUAGAUCAGGGGAUUAGGUUCAACGCUCCAAUAUAUCAUGCAAAGAGGACAAGAUAACCAUUGCAUUAUUUAAUUUCAAAACCGAGAAAACUGUAAUUUACAACGACUUUAAAAAGAAAUAUCCAAUCUAAAUAGAUUGCUUUAAUUUCUUUUAUAAUAAGUCUGAAAGGAUUGUAAUUAAACUCAAACAGGGUUUGGAAAUUCUACAUAGCUAAAUUGAUUUGGUGGCAGAUAUAGCAUUAAGUUACUACCUACUCGAAUUUUAAGAUAUUUUUUAUUAUAUUUCAGUCUACGUAGUAGUCUAGUAAUUUUCUAUUAUUUUAGCAUUUAUCUCACAUGUGUGUAAUAGAGUAGUCUCGUCUAAUCAAUAUUAUAAAACGCAAAAGAUACUGUUAUUGAUAUACUGUAAUAAAUUGUGUAUAAUUUUCUUGCUCUUAUCAUAGUUUUUGAUUGUUUAUGUAUUAUAUCUUUAAACAAAUUGAGAAUUAUGUCUAAUUAUAUAAUUUUGAGUGCAAUUUAGUUUUAGUAUUCUGCACAUUUUAACUGUGCCAUUAUCUGAAUUUCAAUUUGGUAAAAUCUGGAUUUUAAAUUCUAAUUGGAUAGCUUAUCCGCACUGAGAUCUUUAAAACGUAGGUUAUAAGUAUAUUAUUAUUGUUAAUAAGUGUUACUCUAAGGCAACACAAUGUGAUGAUGAAAAUAAGGGUCUAAAGUAGUACCUAUAUUGUUUUGGCAUAACAAAGUAUAUUGAAUCUCAUGUUUGGGAAAUGAAUUAUUCUCAUUACUAUAUUAUCUACAUUCUUUACUAAUUACUUCAUUCUGUUGCCAUGUACUAAAAGUGGCAGUUGGCACAGGCGUAAUUUUUGUGUCGUUAUAGAAAUCUGCAUUGAAGUGUUUUUUGCGGCUAUAUUCUUUCGCUUCACAAUUUUGAGCUUUAUGUGUACGAGUUCAAAGCUUAAAUUAGUCAACGCGAUAUUAUAAAUCGAAGUAAAAUUUACGCCAGUGCGAACGAGACCACUAAAACUUCGUUCAUAGAACACCCACUCACGAUAUUCUAUCGAGAAAUGAACGUUGUACUGACCCGGGCUGAUAUUAACUAGAAAUCUCAUUAAAAUACUGCAUGAUAUCACUUUUUUGUGCCACGACGAUUUUGUAUAUUUUGUUUUCUUUUUUCGUAUUUUAGCACGCUACUUGUAUACUGGAAGAUGAUUCCAUCCAAAAGUGCUCUUAAAUCUGAAAUAUAUAUGGAUAGAUUCAAUCAAAAUAUAUCAUUAAGAUUGUCCCGUCUAAUACUAGUGCUACUCUCAUGUCACAGUCGAUGGUUAUGUUAAUAAAGGUGUAUACCAAAA
Plodia interpunctella (Indianmeal moth) is the source of this 2321-nucleotide messenger RNA. Its product is annotated as sialomucin core protein 24-like. Gene Ontology annotation, cellular component: cytoplasmic vesicle. The record is from RefSeq and is a predicted model, not a curated record. Lineage: Eukaryota; Metazoa; Arthropoda; Insecta; Lepidoptera; Pyralidae. Bases 137 to 685 code for a protein of 182 amino acids. The transcript is spliced from 3 exons.